Messenger RNA from Stegastes partitus (bicolor damselfish), 6901 nucleotides. RefSeq names its product AMMECR nuclear protein 1 (gene ammecr1). The record is from RefSeq and is a predicted model, not a curated record. The transcript has 6 exons. Bases 811 to 1815 code for a protein of 334 amino acids. NCBI's taxonomy places the organism in Eukaryota, Metazoa, Chordata, Actinopteri, Pomacentridae.
GUUUGACGCGGGGGUGUUAUUGAGAUUUUUUUCCUCUUUUUUUUUUUUUUUUUCCUUUCCUCCUCUAAACCAGGUUCCAAGAGCAGACAUCAUGCAGGUGCAAACUGUGGGCUAGCGACAUGACUUGCUGGGCGCUGACGCGUUUCAUUGUGCCAUGCCAACCCCGCAUUGUCAGAUGCCAUUUUACUCUGCGUCUGGAAUUCCAACAUACUGGGCCUGUUGUGUAAUUAGAAGUUCGUGAGGCAGUAGCAAACAAGCUGGUGCAAUGAGAAGCUACGCCGUCCAGGGCAUUGUGCGCAAUUUGUGCUGAAGCUUAUGGGUCCUGCGUACUCAAGCUCCCGGCUUCCACUUGGAGAGGUGUGCUGCGGGGCUACAGCGCACUGGCUGUCGGCUUCACAUCUGGACCACUUGGGUACUGUCAUCUGCGGCCUGUUCGGACUGUGCACUCCCUGAACUUGUAUGUUAAAGGGGAACUGACCGAGCGCCUCGGAUGGUGUCGUGUUAGGGAGAAGGGGUGCAUAUUUGGCUGACGUUAUAGGUGAUCCACCGGAACACCGCGGUCCAAAGCUGGACUGGCUGACUACUCAAAGGAAAAACGCUCAUCCAGCUAUGGAUUUUGCGUAGCGAAGUCACGCAUUUUUAAAGGCAACGCUAGGGUGACAUUGCAGUCUUCUCACCACAUCGGUUAUUUCGUCGUCCGACAAAAAAAUAAAAAGAGUGAAAGUGGAGUAUUGUCCGUCGUACGUAUCAACGCAGUGGGAUUUCUACGUCUGGUCGGCGUUCCCCCCCACCCUUCCCGCGGUGACGGUUAUGGGUCGGAAGCGGUGUGUCGGUGCAGAUUGUUCCAAGAUGGCGGCCGGGUGCUGCGGGGUGAAGAAGCAGAAACUGUCGGGAUCGCCCGGGUCGGGGGGUCCCGGCGGGGUGGGGGCGGGAAGCGGGGUGGCAGGAACCGGACAUUGUGGCUCAGAGUUGGGGAUUGGCUCCUCCGCGACUGUUGCAGCGGCGGCGAACGUGAGCAGAGCCAACGGCCUGGGGGGACCCGGGGGUAACGUUAGCGGCAGCAGUAGUAGUAGUGGUAGCAGCGGCACAAACGCUCUGUCCCCAGCCCCGGCCGGUUACACUACAUCCGGCCUCUCACCGAAUCUCAGCCCGGGACCUGGUUCGGGAAGUGGAGGCAGAAAAAUGGUCGUCUCAGCGGAGAUGUGCUGCUUCUGUUUUGACGUGCUUUAUUGCCAUCUGUACGGAUACCAACCUCCGAGAACACCCAGGUUUACAAAUGAUCCCUACCCGCUGUUUGUCACAUGGAAAAUAGGCAGAGACAAGCGGUUGAGGGGUUGUAUAGGUACAUUUUCUGCCAUGAAUCUGCACUCAGGACUCAGGGAGUACACCCUUACCAGUGCCCUUAAAGACAGCCGCUUCCCCCCUAUGACAAGGGAUGAGCUGCCUCGCCUCUUCUGCUCAGUGUCUCUUCUCACCAACUUUGAAGACGUCGGUGAUUACCUUGACUGGGAGGUGGGUGUGCACGGUAUUAGGAUAGAGUUUUUCAAUGAAAAAGGAUCAAAACGCACCGCCACCUACCUACCAGAGGUUGCAAAGGAGCAAGGUUGGGACCACAUUCAAACCAUAGAUUCCUUACUACGAAAGGGAGGUUACAAAGCUCCCAUCACAAAUGACUUCAGGAAGACCAUUAAGUUAACCAGGUACCGUAGCGAGAAGAUGACGAUGGGUUAUGCAGAGUACAUCGCCCACCGCCAGCACCAUCACUACCAGAAUGGCAUUGGGCACCCUCUACCACCCUACAACCAUUAUUCCUGACAGCGAGCCGCAUGACCAAUCAUUGGACCUCUCCGCGGACCUUUUCCCAGGAGAGCCUGCCCCCUCCUGGUCUAGCUAUUUCUACUACUGUACCAUUUUAUGAUGAUAGUUUCCGUUGCCAUGCUGGCCGUCUCCCAGACGUUGACAUGGCAACGGGUGGCAACGAAGCAUCAUUUGAUUAUGGCAAGAAAUCCACACGUUUCUUUGUUUUCUUUCUUUGCCUGUGGUUAAGUUUUUGCAGCAUAUGUAUACCUAUAUCUAUAACCCCCCCUUCAUAUUUUUGAAACGAAACAAAUAUUAGAUUUAUUUAAUCUUUUCAGCAAAACCUAAUCAGGUGUUUGAUUCUGUGGAUGGAAGGAAGUCGCUUACGGUGGAUUAGUCUCGCGCUUCUAUUGUUUAGGCUUUGCUACACUUUUACUUUUACUAAGAAAACUCUUUGUUUUUUUUAAAUUUUCCUCAUUUUUUUCUUGAUCUUACUAUCCAGACAUGUAAUACCAUGUAGCAAGGCAACUGCAGUUCUCAAAGGCUGUGUCGUCUCUACUCUGAUUCCUCUCAAAAAACAAAAAAAAACUAACAAAAAAAAAAGACUGUUGAGGUUGUUUUAGCCUUGUAAACUCUUGUAGUGUCGUAGUUGGAACUAUGUAUUGGGAUAUGUAUACUCCAAAGUAUAGCUGGUAGGAUUGUGACGCCCUUUGUCCGGCCUUUGCUGGUACCGUUUAUUGAUUGAGCUCACAAUCGUCGUGUGUAUGUCUGUGUGUGGAUUUAGACGUCGGUCUGCCACAAAAGAUUAAAAAGUAGAGUAAAUUAGAAAUUGGAUUUUUACCCAAAGUGUCCCUACAGAGAGUCUUCUGGAAAACCUCCCCCUCUGAGUAUUUGUAGUGUUUUGUGGUGGAACCUGUAAACCUUGAACUGCAUUUGUUUGGCUCGACCUUAAAGCUACGUUCCCUCUUUGUUUUGUUUUGUUCCUUUUAACUUUUUCAAAUUUACGGUAAUUGCGGAGGAAGCCAUUUUGUCUGAGGAUAAUCACAUCUGCGCAGGCGAUUUGUUGAUUAAAAAAAAACGGGCUACAAGUGGGUCUGAGUUCCCCGCAUUGGAGAAGAGGGGGAGCAGACGUAACUACAGGUCCCUAAAAAACAAAAAAUAAAAAAUCAAAGUACGUGCAUGAACAUUUAAAUGAACAGUCUGUUGGGUUCUGAGUUUACUGGCAGGGAGUCACUCGACAGGGACAUGCUAUAACUACUUAAAGCCAUAUUCUCUUAUCUUUAUUCCACACUUUGUAAGAGUAGUCUGUUGUUUGGCUCGACGUGUUUGCAUCCGGCGGACGUGAUGUCGGGUUUUCUUCAGCCCUCUGAAUGCAAACACAGGCGGCCAGCCUCAGGCCGGGCUGCAUCACCGGAUUCCUGUCCAACCCCCGGCGGUUUCACUCAUUCGUCAGACGUCUUGUUAGUCGUGGAAACAUCGUCUUGCCUUUUUCAGAUUAUAGCUAACCAUUGUCACUCGUCCACCAAGUCUUACCUUUUGAACGAAGACGCACCACUUAGACGCACAAACGCAGCGAUCCGAUGUUAGUGUCACGUAGAAGAAGUGCAUGUGAGUUGAUUUAGUCGUUGAAACCGCACCACCACCACCACCACCACCACCACCACCACCACCGUGCUCCUCUGCUCCUCGCUGAGAUCCAGGGAAUGUUUUGAUUCGCGGUCUGUUUUGUCAGCUGUUUGGCAGCCGCCUGCAGCAAACACGGUUGGAUUAGUCGGAGCAGAAUCCCUGCGUGGGGGCCGAGCAGCUCGCAGUCGAGGUCUACACAUUAAAAAAAAAAGAAAAGAAAAAAAUAGCCAGGGCUUUGUACGGACUUAAGAAGCCAUUUCCCAUCUAAAUCGUACUUGUCGUGAGUCACAUCCACACACACACUAGGCUAGUUGGGUUUACUUCUCCAGAAUGUUCGAGCUGUCCAGGAUCCCAGCGCGAUCCGCUCGUUUUGGGUUUUUUAGUUUCGCUAACUGGAAUUUUUUGAGAGGUUCUUGUUACUUGACCAACAUCUUUCUUUGUAACAGCCUUUACUAACUGACAGGUUAUUUUUUUCUUUAUGCAAAAAUGUCAAGGGCUUUUGGCACUCCAUCCACAGUAACCCGAAAUGACCCAGAUUUCAGUUGUGUUGCCUUAAAUGAAUGAUUUAAUAAGCGGUGGACCGGUAGACGACGCUCUGAGUGCUCCUCCAGCCCAUGGUUUGCUCCUUUCCAGCUUCACGUUCACACCACAGCGCAGGAACGAACGGGCCUCCGAUGGCGGUUUGGACGCUAGUGCUGAUGCUCUCGUAGACGUACAGGGGAUCCUGUAUGCUAACCCAGCUGGUUCCACCCGUAGACUUCAUUUCUGCUCAGACGUCGGGCGCUGUGGUGUUGUUCUCUUAAUGUUUAAACCAUGGGAAGACAGCUUUAUGCCUCCAGAAAAAAUGUAUCCUUAUCUGCAAAGUACACUACACACAGAGGAGGAGCAGUCAGGCGUCCGUCUCCCGGCCCAUUUGAAACAGCACAACCUGAAUUAUUCUGCUGCAAAACCAAAUUGACCAUGCUCUUUUACAUAUAUGUCUUUGUAUACACAUGCAAUGUAUUUAGUUGCAUGUAUGUAUGAGUAUGAGACCUAUGGUUUUAUCCAUGAUAUGCUUGAUCUAUGGCUUAGACACUCUUAUUAACCAUUAAGAGAUUUAAAAGACAAAUAUGGUGCUAUCGGACCUCAUAUUGGGGUGGUCACAGCUCGUGACUGGUCAUGCGGACUCAUUGAUCAUAUCAUAUACUUAAAGAUGCUGCAUGUAAGAUUUUCUCGUCGGCGCGUCGCCGCCAAACGAGUCGUGGCGGCACAUUUUAAUUCUGAAGGAUCACCAUUAGAAACGGUAGCCCCAAGAGAAGAACCUCUGCUCAGUCCACUGUGGGUGAUUUUUGGGAUCAAUUCCCUAUGGGAAAACCAGACCGAUGCUAAAUGAAGAAGGAACAGUUCCAGCAGCAACACGUCACCGGGGCUACGGAAUGUACUGUUAAUGGUCGUCAUCACAGUUUAGCGGCGACGCAUCGAGAGAAAAUCCUACAUGUGUGACCUUUACUAUCCUUGAUAUAUGCAGAUCUGUUCAACAGGUGUUUUUUUGUUUUGUUUUUUGUUUUUUUUUUGGUUUCUGUUUUUCCUACCAGUGCAAGUCAACACCCCUGCAGGUUUGAAAGGACAAGAAGUCACACGUUGAACCUCCUCCCCCUCGAUUCCUCCCGACACUGUGGCCCAACCUCAUGGCCGAGUUUGUCAAGGUGUGACGUGUGCGUGUCGCUCGGUAGACGGUGGCAGUAGUAGUAGUCGUCGUAGUGGUCGUUGCCUCUCCUGGAAGAUUGGGCGCCGUGUUUACAGAGCUCAGUUUUCCUUCUAGCUGCUGAAUCGUUUGACCUCCUCCGAAAGGGCAAGGGUUAGUUGACUAGGUGGUGUUGUCGAGGCUCUCGCCGCCUCUUUUUUAAACUAUGUGGAAGGUAAGCAUCUCCUGCAGCGGGGGGACGAAGAGUUAACGCCGAAUACAGCCCCGCUCCUGUACUGAUGAACUGUUCAAAGCAUUGAUACCUCAUAGGACAUUAUGGAACGACAUUAGUAGUUUGUUUGUAGCAGAUCGUGUUUUGGUUCCAUACCAGGGUUAGAGUUCAGCCUCAGCAUUCCUUCCGUGGUCAUUCUCAUAUUUCGUGGAAUGCUCAAGCUCGUGUUACCUUCGUAUGUCGUGACUGAACCAAAGAUGCCAGCGGCCAUGCCCAAAUGCUGCUCUUCAGGCCUGGCUUCCUGUCCUUCCAAAAAACACCCCUGCAAAUAAAAAAAAAAAAAAAAAACAACAAUGUUCUUUAUGUCUUUUUAUUUGUGCGAUUUCUCAACUUGUCUUGACUUUACGAAGCAACCCGAUUUUUGUUCAAUGAGUUUUCAUUGAGUCCGUCUCUGAAGCCGUACGCGGCGUUGAGGAUGGUAAAAAUGGUUGCAAAUUGUUGUUACUUGUUUUGUUUAUUAUUAUUAUUAUUAUUAUUAUUAGUAUUAUUAUUAUUGCUAUAAUUUUCAAAAAUGAAAAUCCCAUGGUGUGCCUCCUAGCUUUAUGGGUUUAUAAAUGUUUUUUCCCUAAAGACCAGCAGUUAUACUUUGUACAAAAGAUGGAUUUUUCCUUAUUUUUUAUGCCAUUAAAGAUGAAAAAAGCCUGUUUUCUUUACUCUGGACCCAGUAGCUGCACUGGUUAUACAAUCGCACUGAUAGAAGAGUUAAAAAAAAAGAAAAGAGAAAAGAAUAAGAAAAAGAAAAAAAACAGACUAAGUGAAUCAAUAAUAAUAAUGAUAAUGACAAAUGAAAUAAGAACUACAAUAAACUUGUGUUUGAAACUUUUAUUAUAAAAAAAAAGCUAUUAAAAAAAAAGAAAAUAAAAAAAGAAAAUGACUGUUUUUGUACAUCAAAAUAAAUUCUUUUCAAAAGAAUAUUUUGGAUCUAGUUUCAGAAUUAUUUUAGUGGUUUUCUAUGUUCUGAAUUUUGGAGACACCGACUUCUACGACGUGUCGCUGUACAAAAAUGACUUUCUUCUGUUGCAGUGGCCUGAUGAUGGGCUGGGAGGGUUACCUGGUGUAACUCCUCAUACCAACUUUGAUUUCUUUUCCUUUGGAUCUUUUUGUUUUUUCUUCUGCUUUAGUAACUUGAAAAAUGUUGAUGGAAUAAUAUGAACUGGGAACUUCAAAAAUCCAUCCCUCCUCCUCCUCCUCCUCCCUGUAGAGCUAGACCCUUCCUCCUUUCCUAUUGAAUUGCUGUUAGUGUGACGAGACUUGAAAUGGGCAUUUAUUAUGAUAGUAUGACUCCAAAAGAAAAGAAAAAAAAAAAUCACAAAAUAUACACACACAAAAAAAAACAAACAAACACAAGAAGAAAAAAAAAAAAGCAAAAAAUUGCAAAAGCAAAGUGUGGGGAGGGUUGAAAGAAUAUAUAUAGAUGGGUUAUCUGAGUAUGUAAGCAAUGGCUGUGAAGAUAAUGUAGUUUUAAACAUUGUUAUUACCUUUUAAAAUCAUUUAUUCAAUAAAAAAUACAAAAUCAACUGAAA